Otolemur garnettii (small-eared galago) is the source of this 901-nucleotide messenger RNA. It is a transcript of the gene LIN37, whose product is annotated as lin-37 DREAM MuvB core complex component. The transcript has 9 exons. NCBI's taxonomy places the organism in Eukaryota, Metazoa, Chordata, Mammalia, Primates, Galagidae. Bases 116 to 856 code for a protein of 246 amino acids. Gene Ontology annotation, cellular component: transcription repressor complex; Myb complex. Gene Ontology annotation, biological process: negative regulation of transcription by RNA polymerase II. The record is from RefSeq and is a predicted model, not a curated record.
GUAGCGGCUGGACAUUGCUAAAGAAGCAGCAUUGGCCCUACGCCACGCUUACCUUUGACCUCUCCCCUCCCUCCUUCGCCCUUGAUUGGAGCUGGUCCGAUCCCGGACCCAAACCAUGUUCCCUGUGAAGGUGAAAGUGGAGAAAUCAGAGUUGGAGAUGGCCAAGGCCCGGAAUCAACUGGAUGCUGUUCUACAGUGUCUGCUGGAGAAGAGUCACAUGGACAGGGAGCGUCUGGAUGAAGAAGCUGGGAAAACCCCCUCAGACUCCCACAAUAAGGAUUGCUCCAUUGCAGCCACUGGCAAAAGGCCAUCUGCCCGCUUCCCCCACCAGCGGAGGAAGAAAAGGAGAGAGAUGGAUGACGGGCUGGCUGAGGGAGGGCCACAGAGAUCCAACACCUAUGUGAUCAAGCUGUUUGAUCGGAGCGUGGACUUGGCGCAGUUCAGUGAGAACACACCACUGUACCCCAUCUGCCGCGCCUGGAUGCGCAACAGCCCCACAGUGCGCGAGCGAGAAUGCUCACCCAGCUCACCGCUGCCCCCACUGCCUGAAGAUGAGGAGGUGGGUUCAGAGGUCACCAACAGCAAGAGUCGUGAUGUGUAUAAGCUUCCUCCACCCACAGCCCCCGGCCCACCUGGAGAUCCCAGAUCCCGCAUUCCAUCCCCACUACAGCCUGAGACCCAGGGCACCCCUGAUGAUGAGCCUUCAGAGCCUGAGCCUUCACCCUCCACACUUAUCUAUCGAAACAUGCAGCGUUGGAAACGCAUCCGUCAGAGGUGGAAGGAGGCAUCUCACCGGAACCAGCUUCGUUACUCAGAAAGCAUGAAGAUUCUACGGGAGAUGUAUGAGCGACAGUAAUGCGUCCAGGUCUCCCCACCCCAAUAAACACUCCCUGACUCUACA